Messenger RNA from Coregonus sp. 'balchen', 6937 nucleotides. Lineage: Eukaryota; Metazoa; Chordata; Actinopteri; Salmoniformes; Salmonidae. The record is from the annotation of a GenBank genome assembly.
AUGUUGAGAGUGGAGGCAGGGAUGUUGAGAGUGGAAGCAGGGACGGGUGAGAGUGGGAGGAAGGGAGUUGAGAGUGGAAGCAGGGAUGUUGAGGUGGAAGCAGGGGAUGUUGAGAGUGGAGGCAGGGAUGUUGAGAGUGGAGGCAGGGAUGUUGGAGUGGAGGCAGGGGAUGUUGAGAGUGGAAGCAGGGAUGUGAGAGUGGAAGCAGGGAUGUUGAGAGUGGAGGCAGGGAUGUUGAGAGUGGAAGCAGGGAUGUUGAGAGUGGAGGAAGGGAUGUUGAGAGUGGAAGCAGGGAUGUUGAGAGUGGAAGCAGGGAUGUUGAGAGUGGAGGCAGGGAUGUUGAGAGUGGAAGCAGGGAUGUUGAGAGUGGAAGCAGGGACGUUGAGAGUGGAAGAAGGGAUGUUGAGAGUGGAGGCAGGGAUGUUGAGAGUGGAGGCAGGGAUGUUGAGAGUGGAGGCAGGGAUGUUGAGAGUGGAAGCAGGGAUGUUGAGAGUGGAGGCAGGGAUGUUGAGAGUGGAAGCAGGGAUGUUGAGAGUGGAGGCAGGGAUGUUGAGAGUGGAGGCAGGGAUGUUGAUAGUGGAAGCAGGGAUGUUGAGAGUGGAGGCAGGGAUGUUGAGAGUGGAAGCAGGGAUGUUGAGAGUGGAAGCAGGGAUGUUGAGAGUGGAAGCAGGGAUGUUGAGAGUGGAGGCAGGGAUGUUGAGAGUGGAGGCAGGGAUGUUGAGAGUGGAAGCAGGGAUGUUGAGAGUGGAAGCAGGGAUGUUGAGAGUGGAGGCAGGGAUGUUGAGAGUGGAAGCAGGGAUGCUGAGAGUGGAGGCAGGGAUGUUGAGAGUGGAAGCAGGGAUGUUGAGAGUGGAAGCAGGGAUGUUGAGAGUGGAAGCAAAAAAAAGGGGAACAAAACUGAAACUGAAAAUCAAUGUGUACAAUCAGGGAUCAAAUUAUACAUUGACAAUUUGGGGGUUCUUGACAUGUAUUAGGGGGGACCCUGAUUUGUUAUGGGUUACCCAGCCCCCAUAGCUGUCUCCUAGUUACUGGCUUCAGUAGGGCUAGGGAUCAGGGGUUAAUGUUAGUCAGUGACUUGCCAUCUCUGAAGUUCUGGUCCAGAUAGUCCAUGAUCUGAACUGGGUCUGUGAUGACGUUGUCAUGGUGUACGAGGACUGGUACCUCUCCUGCCGGGUUCAGUCUCAUGAACCAGGGCUCGUUGUGUUCACUAAGAGGCAGACUGACAUCAUACUCCUCACAGAUCAGUCCCUUCUCUGCUAUGGCCAGACGCACCUAGACAGGACAGGUACAGGAUUAGUUAACAUGUACAGUACAGACCCUUCUCUACUAUGCCCAGACCUCCCUACAAGACAGAUAAUUCUAUACUAUGACCAGACACCCCUACAAUUUACAUUUACAUUUUAGUCAUUUAGCAGACGCUCUUAUCCAGAGUGACUUACAGUUAGUGAGUGCAUACAUUUUUCAUACUGGACAGGACAGACCCUUCUCUACUAUGACCAAACCCCCCUACAAUACAGACCCUUCCAGUGCAGCACAACAAUACAGCUACACCUACAAUACAUCUACACCUACAAUACAUCUAUACCUACAGUAUAGCUACACCUACAGCACAGCUACACCUACAAUACACCUACAAUACAGCUACACCUACAAUACAGCUACACCUACAGUACAGCUACACCUACAAUACAGCUACACCUACAAUACAGCUACACCUACAAUACAGCUACACCUACAAUACAGCUACACCUACAAUACAGCUACACCUACAAUACAGCUAAACCUACAAUACAGCUACACCUACAAAACCUACAAUACAGCUACACCUACAAUACACCUACAAUACAGCUACACCUACAAUACAGCUACACCUACAAUACAGCUACACUACAUACAGCUACACCUACAAUACAGCUACACCUACAAUACAGCUACACCUACAAUACAGCUACACCUCAAUACACUACAGCUACAAUACAGCUACACCUACAAUACAGCUACAAUACAGCUACACCUACAAUACAGCUACACCUACAAUACAGCUACACCUACAGUACAGCACCUACAAUACAGCUACACCUACAAUACAGCUACACCUACAAUACAGCUACAAUACAGCUACACCUACAAUACAGCUACACCUACAAUACAGCUACAAUACAGCUACACCUACAACAUACACACAAUAACCACAUACAGCUACACCUACAAUACAGCUACACCUACAUACACCUACAAUACAGCUACACCUACAAUACAGCUACACCUACAAUACAGCUACACCUACAAUACACUACAAUACAGCUACACCUACAAUACAGCUACACCUACACUCUACAAAGCUACACCUACAAUACACCAGCUACACCUACAAUACAGCUACACUUAACAGCUAACACCUACAAUACAGCUACACCUACAAUACAGCUACAACCUACUACAAUACAGCUACACCUACAAUACAGCUACAAUACAGCUACACCUACAAUACAGCUACACCUACAAUACAGCUACAUACAAUACAGCUACACCUACACUACACCUACAAUACAGCUACACCUACAAUACAGCUACACCUACACUACACACAUAACAAUACAACUACACUACACUACAGCUACACCUACAAUACAGCUACACUAAACGUACACCUACAAUACAGUACAAAUACAGCUACAAUACUACACUACAAUUACAGCUACACCUACACUACAGCUACACCUACAAUACAGCUACACCUACAAUACAGUUACACCUACAAUACAGCUACACCUACAAUACAGCUACACCUACAAUACAGCUACAACUACACUACAGCUACAAUACAGCUACACCUACAAUACAGCUACAAUACAGUACACUACACUACACCUACAAUACAGCUACACCUACAAUACAGUACACCUACCAAUACAGCUACACCUACAUACAGCUACACCUACAAUACAGCUUACACUACAGCUACACCUACAAUACAGCUAAAACCUACAAUACAGCUACACCUACAAUAAGCUACACUACAAUACAGCUACACCUACAAUACAGUUACACCUACAAUACAGCUACACCUACAAUACAGCUACACCUACAAUACAGCUACACCUACAAUACAGCUACAAUACAGCUACACCUACAAUACAGCUACACCUACACUACAGCUACACCUACAAUACAGCUACACCUACAAUACAGUUACACCUACAGUACAGCUACACCUACAAUACAGCUACACCUACAAUACCCUACAAUACAGCUACACCUACAAUACAGCUACACCUACAAUACAGCUACACCUACAAUACAGCUACAAUACAGCUACACUACAAUAAUACCUACAGAUACAGCUACACCUACAAUACACUAACAAUACAGCUACACCUACAAUACAGCUACAAUACAGCUACACCAACCUACACUACAUACAGCUACACCUACAAUCACUACCUACACUAAAAUUUACACCCUAAAACUACACUACAAUACAGCUACACCUACAAUACACAAUACAUACCUACAAUACAGCUACACUACAAUACAGCUACACCUACAAUACAGCUACACCUACAAUACAGCUACACUUACAAUACACCUACAAUACAGCUACACCUACAAUACAGCUACACCUACAAUACAGCUACAAUACAGCUACACCUACAAUACAGCUACACCUACAAUACAGCUACACUACAAUACACCUAAAAUACACUACAAUACAGCUACAUACACAGCUACCCUACAUACAGCUAUACACACCUACAAUACAGUACACCUACAAUACACCUACACAAUACAGCUACACCUACAAUACAGCUACACCUCAAUACAAUACAACAGCUACAACACCUACAAUACAGCUACACCUACAAUACAGCUACACCUACAAUACAGCUACACUUACAGCUACACCUACAUACAGCUACACCUAACCAAUACAGCUACACCUACAAUCAUACACCUACAAUACAGCUCCCCUACAAACGCCCUACAAUACAGCUACACCAUACAGCUACACUACAAUAACCUACAAUACAGCUACACCUACAAUACAGCUACACCUACAAUACAACAAUACAGCUACACCUACAAUACAGCUACCCACCUAACCACAUACACCUACAAUACAGCCUACAAUACAGCUACACCUACAAUACAGCUACACCUCAUACGUACAUACAUACAGCUACACUACAAUAACUACCUAAAUACAGCUACCACAUACAGUACAAGACGUUACACCUACAAUACAGCUACACCUACAAUACAGCUACACCUACAACAUACACCUACAAUACAGCUACACCUACAGUACAGCUACACCUACAAUACAGCUACACCUACAAUACAGCUACAAUACAGCUACACCUACAAUACAGCUACAAUACAGCUAUACCUACAAUACUGCUACACCUACAAUACAGCUACAAUACAGCUACACCUACAAUACAGCUACACCUACACUACAGCUACACCUACAAUACAGCUACAAUACAGCUACACAUAUAAUACAGCUACACCUACAAUACAGCUACACAUACAAUACACCUACAAUACAGCUACAAUACAGCAUCUGGUACUUAAAGGUGUCCUCCAGAUAAUUGUUGUCCUGUUGAAAAGUGAUAUCCCAAGUAUAAAUACAGUAAAGUGCACACUAAAGGUUAAAAAAAUAUGUUUUGAGCAAAAUAUGGUUUUAUAGACAAAACAGCAUACUUAAAGGAGAAGGACAUUCAUGCCUACCCUGGAGUAGGACUUUAAAGCAUUCACUAUGAUGGGACUGUGGACUUGUAUUCAACGCAUAUGGAUAUGGAACUGGGAUUUAGCUGUAAUCAAGGCCAUGUGCAUGUUGGCUAAUAUAUCCAGCUUCCUGUUCAAGCAGAAAUAGCAAACCAUUUGUUGUAGCCAGCCUGGUUUCAGUCCGUUUUUGGACACAUCUUACGAGCUGCAAAAGCCGAUAUGAUGCUAUAACUUCAUUUAUAUUGUCAGAUAAGUGUUAUUUUGAUUAGCAUGUCGCUAUACCUUGCCUAGUCACGCAAUCCACCGGAUACCCUUUAGGAGCUGUCCGUUAAGGAUUGGUGCUGAAUCACUCACCUUCUGCGAACUGAAGGACUGCGUCCAAUGAUACAGUGUCAUUUUGGAUGGUUUGGAAUUCGUGCUUUCUGUGACAGCUCCGCUCUCUUGUUGUACCUCCUGAACAGCACCCUUGUUAAUGAGGAUUUCUUUCUCAUCCAGAGACUCGGCGCUGUUUUCCGCCGCCAUUUUAGCUAUCUGUCUGUCGCUGUGUUGUGCUGUGUUUGGGACGGUUGUCACUAGUUACCACAGCCACAAAGUCAAAAUGGUCUAUAUCAUAAAAAUGUAUGAAAACAGAAAUGAGCUUUUUGGACUUAAUUUAAGGCUAUGAUUAGGCAUAAGUAUAGCAGUGUGGUUAAGGUUAGGGUUAAGGUUAGGGGGAUAGGUUCAAAAUCAGAUGUGUUAAGAUGAGAAAUUGUAGAAAUAGGCGGGGUUUAGAAAUUUGUGGCUGUUGUAACUAGUGACGACCGUUUGAGACGUCAUCAGCAUCACACCCCUCUGAGGUUCAUCCGGACUGAUGAAUGAGAGAUGAACGGGAAUGCUGUAAGUCCCACUCUGAAAGAUCACAACUUCGAUUAGGCCUACGUCUGUGUGUUCUGUAAGCCUAAGUGGCAGAUCUAUAUUUAGAAAGCCUACAUAGUAGGCUAUUUAUUUAGUUUCUGUAAAAGGUGUAAUAUAAUAGCAAGAAAUCUCCUACUAGUUUUAGAAAAUGGUCUUUGUAAUUUGAUAAAUCCUCGCUUGUGAGAGGUUGUGUCCGACAGCUCUACGUAGAACUCCUCUCUGUAAUAAGUGUGUUGACCAUUACUUCCCAGUCAUCAGCAGAGGUCGCUGUUAUCCCAUUCCUUUUUCAAAUCUCCGUCGAGCUUUUCGAUUUGUGAUAUUAUAAUAAUAUGCCAUUUAGCAGACGCUUUUAUCCAAAGCGAAUUACAGUCACGUGCGCAUACAUUUUUACGUAUGGGUGGUCCCGGGGAUCGAACCCACUACCCUGGACGUUAGAAGCGCCGUGCUCUACCAAUUGAGCUACAGAGGACCACUCAAAUCUCCGUCGAGGUCUUUGAUUUGUGAUAUUGUCAGUACAGUAUUGACAAAUUCACAGUUUCCAUUCGAUUGAAGCUAAAAUGUUUUCAUCAUGUCUAAACUGAUUGAAUAAUCAAGUUGUGUAGAAUUAAGAAUUAGAGUUUGACCUUAUUAUAGCCUAUUUAAAAAAAAAAAAAAGCUUAGAUGUUGUAUUCAUAGAUAGGGGUACAACUAUAGGUUGAUAGAUUUAAGAAAAUUACUUAAAUACACUUGUCACAAAAAGUAGCCUAAGCAGAAGGCCUUCAACAACAGAAUGUACAUUUUAUAUUAUGUACAUAUUCUUUUUCAUUCCAACACUUUGAGAGCUUUGCCUAAAAUCAACAAUCUUACAGUGACCGUGUCAUUGAUUAGGAAUUAGAAUACUCAUUUAGUAGGAUCUCUAUGGAUCGCAUAGGACAUUUAUAUUUUACCUCCCUGUUCACUCACACCUCCAAAGAGAGCCAUUCUGUAGAGGGAACACACACCUGUGCUAGGCAGUAGGCGCGAGUAUUUCAAAAGUCACCGCACCGACCGGUGGCAUCGGCAGCACCCGGUUGCGACACCGGUAGCGGCGGUGGCUAUCUCACCGCUGGUCUGCUACUUGAACUAUGUGUUACCGGCGAACAGCGGCACAUAAUACAGAGCGCGCACACCCUCAUUAUUAGCUGAGGGGGUGGCGGUGUGGGAGGUUCUACUGGCGUGACGUAGAAAUUGGCCGCGUCUUUCUUGUUUGGAGACUCGAUGUUUCUCUCUCUCCCUCUGAUCAGUGGAGGGGGGAGACGAGCUAUCACACAGCGGCGGAUACCGCGUGCGACUC